Messenger RNA from Penicillium angulare, 1359 nucleotides. RefSeq names its product Nur1/Mug154 family protein. Lineage: Eukaryota; Fungi; Ascomycota; Eurotiomycetes; Eurotiales; Aspergillaceae. The transcript has 2 exons. Gene Ontology annotation, biological process: maintenance of rDNA; regulation of exit from mitosis. Bases 1 to 1359 code for a protein of 452 amino acids. The record is from RefSeq and is a predicted model, not a curated record.
AUGCCGCGUAUCGUACGACGUCGCCCGCUCGCAGAGCGCAUCCAAGCCUAUCUCAACCCGUGGGACUUUUUACUCUGGGUUUCUGAAGAAAUCGAUGGACAUGAUUGGGAACAAAUGGAGAAAGAUUGGGGUCUUGCUAUUGGAGCUGGUCUCAAUUUCGUGUUUCUUGUAGCACGCGCAAACAGUCGAUCAAGUGGGAGCAAAGCUAUUGAUGAUGUGUUUGGUGAAGAUGAAGGCGUACCCUGGCUUAGUUGGCUUGCAGCGGUCAUCACUCAUUCGUUACUCCUUUUCUCCGCGGUGAAUGCCAUCUAUACAUUUUUCCGCAAGAAGCGCUAUCGCAUGUUUGAGGCGCCUAUCGACAAAACUCUCGCAACACCCUCAGCUCACCGUGUACGAGUUGACUCAAGCCCAAUGUCAUCCUCUCCUUUCCGAUAUCUCGCCAAUGCCAUCUCCACUGAAUCGGCUCAGUCGCGUGCUCAUCCGGACGCACACCGUGAUGUAUGGGAGGUUGCAAUGUGGGAUCCUUUACCUAUGAGCAUUCGACUGUUAUGCUUAUUUAGCCCUGGACAUGUCUUGAUUUACUGGCUUUUCCUACCAACGCAAAUUUCCGACCCCCGCCCAAGUGUCACAAUCGUCACAACCGUCUUCCUCACGACUCUCCUUUCAGUUCAAAUGUCUUUAAUGUCCACCUCCUACGCACAACAAGCUAAAGAUUCUACACUAGUACACAAGGAAGUACUAAAAGAAUACGAUACCAAGUUCGUACACCCCCGCACUCGUCCAUUGAUGAGGGAUGUUGGCACACAAUUUUCGGAAGAGGACGAUGCCAAGUCCAGCGCGGAUGCUCAGAACAGAGUCGAGGUCUAUACACCAACGUUUAUCAUCAAUCGCGGCUUCAAGACAAGUCCCAAUCCAAACUACGUCAGCCAUGUCGAUCCCGAUGGUCUGUCUCCAAGACGCCCUACCGGACCUGCUACGCCGAGCGCCACGUCCAUAUUUCAAAGUCAGCCGUCAUUGCGUACACCUGUUGUCUCGCGCGAUGGCUCUCCAAUGGUGCGCACGGGAAAUAAUUCAAUGCGGCAACCUCAGUUUCGCCCAGCGUCCACAACUACGGGCGAUGGGGGUAGCUUAGGUGUGUAUACACACUCUAAUUCCCCGCUGAGAAAGUCUGCAUCAACUGCAUUUGAACGUCGGGUUCAAAAUAAUGGGGACUUUAUCUAUACACAAAGGGCGGCUAGUCCCACUAAACCUAGCCCGCUCAAGCGAAGCAGUCUUGCACCAGCACCAAUGAGUCCUGCAACGGGGAUGGGAGUUCAUAGGGCAGGUAGCCUCAACCGUCGGGAGACUGGUCGGUUCUAG